Molecule: messenger RNA, 2346 nt
Organism: Strongylocentrotus purpuratus (purple sea urchin)
Lineage: Eukaryota; Metazoa; Echinodermata; Echinoidea; Camarodonta; Strongylocentrotidae
Product: carbohydrate sulfotransferase 1
Exons: 3
Coding region: 391-1800 (469 amino acids)
Biological process (GO): N-acetylglucosamine metabolic process; sulfur compound metabolic process
Molecular function (GO): N-acetylglucosamine 6-O-sulfotransferase activity
Source: RefSeq, a predicted model, not a curated record
GCUCACCACGCCAUCCGAGGGUCGCAUAAUUAUAAUAUGGAUUUAACUGCCAGCAAAUACUAUCCACUUCACUUUUCAUUGUGGUAAGGCGUAUGCUUUUCUACCUCUUAAUCAUGUUAGUACGUUGAAUUGUGACUUUGAGAACCGUAGUAGCACCAAUCAGAAGAGUUGAGAGCGAUACAUGAUAGUGUAGGAGACUCAAGUUGAAGACCUAUACUUAUAAGCCUCUAAAUGUGAUUCAAAAACUGAUCACAAGCAACGAAGAAAUAAGCUCGAUCUUGAGUGUGUAACUUGUAAAUCUAAAAUAUGCCUGUCGUCAUAUGAAAUGAACUAGUAUAACAAUAAAACUACUUGGUCCAAAGAGACUCAAAGCCACGACCUUUUUUCACGAUGGGACCAACCCAAACAAGUGGUUUUACCAAACGGAGCACUUACAUCAUCUUACUUGUAGGCCUAUUCUCUUUCGUCUACUUCUGCCUCUUUUUGUGGGACGAUGCCGUGAUUCCACACUUCCUUGAAUCGAAGAAAAUGAUGAAGUAUGGAAAACAAUAUGAUUUUACACGAGCAUCAAAUGACGAUUCUAAUGAUUCAUCCAGAGCCGUCAAUACCUGGGAGUUUCAUGGAAGCACAAUUAAAGGUUCAACAGAAUCAUAUCCUGAACAGCACAUCGCGAUUGAUACUCUUGCUAACAUUGUUGCGACAUCUGGACGAAAUGCAGUAAUUGAAGUACAGAAUAACAAGGAUGGACGGUUUUCAAGUGACAGCGUAUCCAAAGAAAAUACAUCUAGAGAAUUUCAUAUGCCAUAUGAAAAACAUGCAAUUUCAAAUAGGAAAAGUAAUGUUGAAAUCCUACGCUCGUCGCUUCCAAUCCUUGAUAAGCCAGCAUCAGCCAAACGUGUUCAAAUCAUUAUUGUCACAACAAAACGCUCUGGAUCAUCUUUCAUAGGAGAGUUGUUUAAUUCGAAUCCAGAAGUUUUUUACAUGUACGAACCAUUGUUUCAAGUGACGUUUGAUGUAUUGAAGCACCGUAUUGACAACAGACAGGCCGAGUCCUUGAUUUUCUUGCUGUGGAACCACACCCUCCGUUGUAACUAUUCAACAUUUAGCCAGGGGACUAAGAACUGGUUGAGUCGAGGUGGUUUGAACACUUGUCAGCUAUCAGGAGCCUUGAAAAGCUCCAAGCUUCUCUGUCCAGUAAGAAAGAUACCCGAUCGAAAAGUUGGUCCAAUAAUUUCAAAACUGUGUUUAGAUCGCCCCUACACAGUUCUUAAAACCAUACGUGUUAACGACAUUAAGGAUCUGAGGGUUUUUCUUGAGGAUCCAAGUCUAAACCUCAAAAUUAUCCAUCUAGUCCGCGAUCCCAGAGCGGUCAUGAAUUCGCGUCGUAAACUCAAAGAACCAAACUCCGAUCUGUUGCGACGGAAAGGUCCCGAUGCAGAUGAAAUCAAGGAUCUGUGCGAGCAUAUGGCUCGAAACUUACAGUACAAGGAUGAUCCACCCAGCUGGCUAAAGGGCAAAUACAUGUUAGUACGCUUUGAGGAUGUAGCCGAAGACCCUAUAGAACAAACACAGCGGAUUUAUCAGCAUGUGGGAAUUAACAUUCAUCAAGAUGUACUCGGUUGGUUGAAGAAUAAUACUCAUGGAAAUAAGGGUCAGGGGACUGGUAGCCCAUUUUCACGAACGCGAGACACUGAGAAAGUCAUCAAUGCCUGGAAGAACAGUAUUUCAGAGGAGGUUAGAGAAGAGGUCGAAAGGAAAUGCAGUCAUGUGAUGAAUGCGUUAUCAUAUCACUAUGAUUAAGAGUAUUACAAGAACAUACAUUAUAAAUCCCGGGAUGGGGUAUACAUCCCCUCCCCCACUCCGAAAGGAGAGGGGGUGGGGAUCAGAUGUUCCCAUUUUUUAGCAAAAUAUGAUGUAAGUCAAAAAGUUGCUUAAAACGUUGACAAAUUCAAUAUAAGCGUCUCUUAUAGGAGCGAACAUUCAAUAUACGUCGAUGCUAUCGAACUGUAGAAUAAGAUUAAUAUUGUUCAUAGGUGUUAGUGGAAUAACGUUGUACGUUAGAUAUUAUAUUAAUCAUUAUCACUUUUGUAUACUUAUUCAUGCUCAUAUUUCUUAAGUAUAAUUUUGUGCUGCGCCUAGAAUCAAAGUAUUAGACGCAAUAUAAAUGUGAGCUAUUAUUAUUUAUUAUUAUAACCUUUUAAAAAAUUAUUAUAAUUGAAUAUAUUUAACAUUCUAUGUAUGUGCUAUAUGCCUUUAAGAGAUUUGUCAUUAACGAUAGAUAUCUUGAUAGAUUAUUUAAUUAAUCGCUCAAAACAAUAUAUUGUAAAUAUAUUAUGUAUACAGGUG